AUGCCACGCCGUUCUCACGACUCCAUCAACACAGAGCCUCAAAAAGAUCUACGAUCUCAGAGACGCAGUAGGAACCGACUGGCGAAGCAAUCUGCGAAAUAUUAUGGAUAUCGUUGUGUGCAACCCGGCUGGAUCGACCAAGAGUAUUUGUCCAUAAGCGGAUUACCACGAAACCCCUUCUAUCCCAGCCCUAGAAUCUUCGCAAGCUCCGGUCCCCUUCUUACAGAUGCCGCCAACUUCAAAGUGGCAACAUGGACCAAACGCGACAUGUGGCUGGACCGUGACGCUGACAUUUGGCCACUCGACAUAAGACGCCAUAAAGGACGGAGGAUAAGGGAUAAAUUCUGCUGGAAGUGGAACGAGCUAGAAUUUGGCCGAAGGACGAAGCAGAAGUCUCGGUAUCUCGAUUUCGCCGCUGAGGAUGGCGAAUACUUGGCCGUGGACCUUGAUCUCGACAUGGACAACUCGGUUUACUGGGACUUUGAAGAACACUGGUUCGAUGACCCUGAUGAGAUUCGCAACGAUCGAAAUGAGCGACUGCCCCGCUAUGUCAGUCUCGAUGGCGAACUUUACACGGAAGAUAUCCCGGACGAGGUCGACUCUGAGUACGCUGACAGUCUUUGCGAGAGCGAACUUAGACAGCUUUAUCACGACACCGGCGACGGAGACGAUUUCAGCAUCAUUUCAGAACUAGAGCUAUUGGAUACUCAAUCCUCAGCUUCUAUUGAAGAUGAUUAUGAAAUCAUUUGA
Fonsecaea nubica is the source of this 750-nucleotide messenger RNA. RefSeq lists its product as hypothetical. NCBI's taxonomy places the organism in Eukaryota, Fungi, Ascomycota, Eurotiomycetes, Chaetothyriales, Herpotrichiellaceae. The record is from RefSeq and is a predicted model, not a curated record. The coding region runs from base 1 to 750 and encodes 249 amino acids. The transcript has a single exon.